Alosa sapidissima (American shad) is the source of this 1649-nucleotide messenger RNA. RefSeq names its product solute carrier family 7 member 6 opposite strand (gene slc7a6os). Lineage: Eukaryota; Metazoa; Chordata; Actinopteri; Clupeiformes; Clupeidae. The coding region runs from base 228 to 1205 and encodes 325 amino acids. The transcript has 5 exons. The record is from RefSeq and is a predicted model, not a curated record. Gene Ontology annotation, biological process: developmental process.
CACUUUUUUAGACGGGCUCUGAUAAUACAAAAGCCAACACAGAAACACUCGCAGAAAACGGAAUGUAUGCCUAGCCAGUAGAUGGCAGUAUAUACUUUGCGAUAUGUAAGGCCCACACCUACUCUUAGGGAAGAAGAAAUAAUCACAGACGGACAGUAGAAAACGAGCAGUAAACAGUUGCCUGCGUUGCUGGCGCCGUGAGGAAGCAAGGCUAUUUGUGUGACAGCAUGGAUCCUAGCACUACUAUUCUUCGAGUGAAAAGGAAGCGGGGAACUGAUCCCGCUGAUGCUUUAUUAUUGGCUUGUAAACGAAUUAGGCCAGAAACAACAACGCAGCCUCCCGGGGAUAGCAUUCCUGAACCUGAUGCGAAGAUAGAAAAUUCUGUCUUCAAACUCGUGGCCACAGUAGCAUCACAGGAUGCUCCAGUCCAGCCCCACGUGCAGGAGGCUCUGGCGCGGCCACGGGUGGCUCAUGCCCUCAGGCCUUCGGUGGGAAGCUCCAAGAGGAUCAUGGGAGACCUGCGCAGUGCCAAGUGGAGCACCAGGCGGGAGGAGCGCUAUCGGAUCCUGUCCAGUCACCGAGCUGGACUCCCCACAGAGACGCCAGUGCUUCCCCCUUCCGCAGAGGAGGCGCAGGAGGCUGAUGUGGAGGCUCCACAGACGGAAGUGGAUCUGCGCCUCCCCCUGAGAGACGUGCAGGUGGUCGACCUUGUCCAUGAGGAGGGGGCGCACAACAAAGCCCCAGUCAAGUCAGUGACCACAGACUCGGAGACGAUCCUGUGCAACUCUAUGAAGAUGAUGCGUGAGAAGCUGAGCGUGUCCGGGGACGCAGUGGGCACGGAGCACAGGGAGAAGGAGGAGGACUACGUCUAUGACCUGUACUACCAGGAGACGGUGGCUCCCGGCUGGAUCCAGGAUAUCCUGUCUGUCAGGCCCUACCAGGAGGAGGAUCUGUUGCCUGAGGUUGCCUGGGAAGAGGUGUACGAAGAUGAGGAUGAUGAGAACGAGGAGGCUAACUGGAGGAAUGAGUACCCCGAUGAAGAGGGCAGUGAUGUGGGCAGUGAUGCAGAGGAGCGCUAUGGAGGGGGCUGGAACGAGGAGCACUCCUACAGCCGGAGGACAUGGGAGCGCUACCAGCGGGAGGUGCUGCGGGAGUUUGGGGGGGAGGGCGAUGAUGACGAGGAUAAAGACUUGGACUCUGACUGAGGCCCUGUGCGUGCACCCGUGUGUCUUUUUUUUUUUCUCUCUCUGUCUGCUUGCUUCUGUGUGUGAAAGAGGGGCCAUUUCUACUGCGUGAAGUUGUGAGGGUAACGUUGUGCAAAGUGUAUGUGUGUGUGCGCGUGCGUUUGUGCGCGUGUUAGAGUUCUCUGCUGUGUGUGUAGAGUUAGUGUGGAUUGUUUUGCGAUGCUGUUGUUUGAGCUGGAAUGUUGGCGAGAUGCGUGUGUUCUUCUGAGAUGUGAAGUGCAUGUGUGUGUAUUAGUAUGUGUAUGACGGUAGUGAGUUUGUGGAAGCGUGGAGUGCUCUUUGUUGUGCGUAUGUUCUGAUGUUGUAUUUGUACUGACAUACCCAUUCCGAAUGGGAUUGAAAACACUUUAAACCUUUGUAAAUAUGUAGAUGUAUAUAAAAAAAGAAUAAAGCAUUCAGAAUACA